UCCCCGCCGCCGCCCGCCCCGUGCCUCGGGGACGCCGGGCGGUCAGGGGAAGGCGGCGCGGGGCCGUCCGUCCCCCGUCGGCGCCGAGCCGUCCUCCGGAGUCGCCGGUCGGACGGGAGCCGGUCGGGAACGCGGUCGUUUCCGUUGAUCGCUCUGCGCGCUCGUCGAUUAAACGUCGAACCUUCGUUUCCCGGCGCUUCUGCCCGCGGUCGUUUCUGCGGCUCCGAUAACCCGCCCCGUCCCUGCGCCCGGCGCCGGGUGAGGACGGGGCGGCGCGAAUGGCUGCGUAAUAGGAUGCGAGCGCCGGCCUCGUCGCUCCCCCCGCAUCCCCCGCCGUCCUCGGCACCGCGUGGGAAAUGGCUGGGCUGGGAUUCUGGGAGAGCCGGGGCGGCUCAGCCCGCAGAAGAGGAGGCUCGGGGGGAUCCCGGGCACGGCCGUUGGUCCCCGCAGGGAGGCGCGGAGUGGGGGAUGUUGGGGUGGUUGCAGCUAGCCAAGAGCUGCAGCUCCUCCAGCUUCUCCUCGCUGCUGCUGCCAGUGCCCCCGUCGCCCUGCUUUGUGCCCGGGGAAGGAGAUGGUCACGUACUGAGCGUCGUGUGUGUUGGCCCCAGUGGGGGCACUGGGCAGGACUGGUGGCCCUGGGAGGCUGUCGAGGGCCGCAGGAAGCUCUGGGCACGUGUGGAGCACUGGGUCAGUUCUGGGCUCCGCAGCUCCAGGCAGCCUCUCCUGUGCAAGCACUGCAGGGAAGCUGCUCUGGGGGAGGUUGUUCUGCGUUCAUCUGCAGAGGUCCCUUCCAGCCCCUGUGCUUCUGUGACAGGCGGAUGUGUGAAGGGAGAUAGCCAGCAGAUGGAGGUUUGGUGGCUUUGCAGAGUCAGAGCGCCCCAGCCCUGCAAUGCCACCGCAUGUUUGAGCGUCAUCAGCCAUGUCCCUCCCUUUGUCUCCAUUCACUGCAAUGGGAGCUGAGUCGAGUGCACCUGCAGGGCUGGCGCACCCACGGCCUGUCUGGGCAGCAGUGCCAGGGCCUCGACUGCCUCUGGGAUGAACUUCCCUGACAUCUAAUCCAAAUCUCCCCCCCUUUACGUUAAAACCGUUCCCCUUUGUCCCAUCACCAUCUCAACACACAAAAAGUUCAUUUCAAUCAUGUUUACCAUCUCCACUGAAACGAUGGAAGGCCACAAUGAGCAGCCACAGCGAGUGUUGGUGACGGGGCAGGCAGAGAGCAAUGCCUGUGACAGUGUCACAGAGAAUCCUUGUGAGCUCAGGGGAGAGGGGCUGACCUCAGCGGUCACGGAACCCCCCGCUGCCACUCUCGAGCUCCCAUGGCAGGUAAGGCAGCGGGCUGCUCUGCUCCUGGCACUGCGGCCCUCCGGGUGAUCCCAGUGCCCCAGAUCUCACCCCGGCGCCCAUUUGGGCAUUUCCCCACAGAGAGAAUCCCUUCAGGGACGCUGACAGUGCUUCCGACACCUGACGCCGCUUUCUUUGGAUCCUUUGUGCCACCACCGGCCACUGCUGCAAUGCAGCCCAGCAUCGGCAGAGCAGUGCCGGUGUCACCGCAACCCCUCCCUGUCCCCAGUGUCACCCACGUGGCGCCUCAGGCCUCCAUCUGGCCUGGGCUACCAGGUGUCCAGGGACAGGGAGCGCAGCUCCCACCUGGGGGGCUGCCUCCAGCCGUGGUUCAGCUGCCACCCAGGGGGCAGCACUUACCACUGCUGCAGCUGCUACCUUGGGAGCUGCACCCAGGUAUGGCUCCCCCCACGGCCCCUGCCCACUGCUGGGGACAUCCCCUACUGGCAGGAACACCGCAGCCCCAGCAGCCGAUGGGGCUGUGGCCUGGGGCCGUGUUCCAUGGGGAGCCCCCGCAGCCCGCAGGCAGCUGCCCUCUGCAGGCCUCCGGCAGCCCCAUCCUUCUGCCAGCACCUUCAGUGCAGCAGCAGGUGCUCCCCAUGCCCUGCACUCGGCCCGCCAGCUGGGAGCAGGCGGUGGGGCCCUUUGGAGAUGCCGUGGUGCUCAUGGAGGACCAGGGGCACCCAGCGCCCACCGACGUGUGCCCCCAUCCCACCACGGCUCCGCUCACCUGUAGCACCGCAGCGCUGGAAUCAGGUGGUGAGUUUGGGGGCUGCAGAGCGGGCGGCAGGCUGUCCGCACCGGCUGGCUGUGGGAAAGCUGGCAUUGCCCCACUGGGGAUUUUCUUGCUUUUCCAGCAGCAACAACGAGCACAGACAUCUCACAGGACACCAUGGACAUCGAUGAGCUCCUGACAUGGAUGAACAGCGAAGUGACAUCCAGCACAGAGAUCCUGGAUGACAUCCCGGACAUGGAUGACCUCCUGGCGUGGGUCAACAACGAAGUGACGAGUCCUCUGGAGGUCCCCCAGCUGAACCAGGACCUGGUUGAUGUCCAAGCAGAGGGGACCAAUUGCACUGAGACUGUGGAAAAUGGUCACAGUGAGCUGCUGCCAGAUCUGAACGCCCAGGAAAGGGCAGAGCUGCUGCGGUGGAUCGAUGCCACACAGCCACCGAGCCCAGCUGUCCCCAGCAGCCUCGACAGCGCUCCUUUCAUCGCAGCGCUCCCUGACUUUCCCUGGGCUGGCACGGAGCUCAGCGGAGAGGCAGAGGCUGAUGCCAGGCCCAUCAGCGACCUGUUCUGGAGGCAGCCAGCAUGCUGUGGGCAGCUCUCCGAGUCGCUGCCCUUUGGGCAUCUGAUGGAAGAGGCGCGGCAGAGGCAGCCCCGGGUGGUUCUCACCCGCCUGGCACUGCCACCCAGCUGCAUCUCCUGCCACGUGCCAGACGACCCCCACGGGGAUGGCACCGAGCCGGCCGAGUGCCCAGCGCCCGCCUGCACCACCGGGAAAGGCAAGAGCAGAGGGCACGAGCAGCACACUGGCAGCAUCCCAACCAGAAAGAGGAAGCUGCCCCUGGGCCAGGACGCUCCAGGACAGAAACGCCGGCUCCAGGUGAAGCUGGGUGGGCUCAGCACGAGUGGGAGCGUCCACAGAAACCAGCCCAUGUGGUGCAGCAGGAGGCACAGCCAUAGCCAAUAAACAAGGCUACCUGUAGCCCUGGGCUCCUCGCUGGCCCCAGUGGCACACAGAGAGCAGCAGCAGUGCUCCAGGGGCACCAGCACUGGCCCCAGCCCUAUCCCUCCAAACCUGGGCUGUCCACAAACGUCAUCUUGGACUAGGACAAUGUGGGACUGUGUUAAAUUACGUUAAAUCCUGUUAGAUUCUGUUCAAUUAUGAUCAAUUAUGUUAUUUUACAUUACGUUAUAUUAUUAAAUGUUUUGCAUUCACU
Phasianus colchicus (ring-necked pheasant) is the source of this 3287-nucleotide messenger RNA. The record is from RefSeq and is a predicted model, not a curated record. Lineage: Eukaryota; Metazoa; Chordata; Aves; Galliformes; Phasianidae.